AUGUGUUGGUCUGCGGAGGUGGCUGGGACUUUCUUUGCGUUGCAGUUGGGUGCCUUCGCCUACCUCAUCUACCGCCGCCAGCAUUAUGAUCGAUGGUAUGCAGUCUGCGUGGCCCCGGUCAUGAUGCAGGAGUUCUGCCAGAUGAUGUUGUGGCUCAAUGAAGGGGAGGCCAAGUAUACCUGCAACGACGCGAACAAGGCCUGGAGUAUCGCUGCUGCGGCCUUCUGGCGCUUUGUGACCUCCGCCUUCUACCUCGCCACCUUCUUCAACGUGGUACCCGAAAGGUGGCGCAAGAUCGCCGUGGGAUCCAUCUUGUGCCUCGCCGUCUUGGGCUACGUGGCCGACAUGUUAAACCGCAUCGUCGGCAUCCAGCACUACUGCAGCUAUGCAGGGAAGUGCCACCACCUCCUGUGGGGCCCUGACACGGACACCGAGCUUUUCGAGCCCUGGGUGCAGGUGGUCUACUAUCUCACCUACCUGGGGCCCUUUCCCCUUCUGGUGCUCUUGGGGAAGUUCGACGAUCUCAGGCCCCUCCCCUGCUGUAAGGAGGCCACGCAGGGACACUGGGCAGGCUUGGGCAUCACGGUCAUUGGCUUGGGGACCUGGGCCCCAACGUAUCUCUACUUCAACGUCAUCGCUCGGGAGACCUGCGAUCCCGCGGAGUGGAGCUCGGUCUGGUGA
Symbiodinium natans is the source of this 681-nucleotide messenger RNA. NCBI's taxonomy places the organism in Eukaryota, Dinophyceae, Suessiales, Symbiodiniaceae. The record is from the annotation of a GenBank genome assembly.